AUGGUGGACACUAAUGGCAGCGCUGUGAAUAUAUUUAUUUAUCAGAAUUUUGUCAUAUUGGAACUGGAUGGGGGAAUUAUAACAAAGCUGAUGGUAGUAAUACUGAUCACUCUGUUAUCUGUAUAUGUAAACUGUGUCAUGCUCUAUGCUCUUAAAACUAAGCGUGUUUUUAAGGAAUCUCCACGCUACAUUCUCUUUGCCCACAUGCUUUUCAAUGACUCAGUUCAGCUCAUUCUGACCACUCUGGUGUAUGCCCUGGCCGUGGCUUUCCUCAAGCUGGCUAAAGCUGUCUGUUCACUCCUCAUUUUUCUCUCUACUGCAACAUUUCGAAAUGCACCUUUUAACCUGGCUGUGAUGUCACUGGAGCGUUAUGUGGCCAUACGCUUUCCACUAAGACAUGCUGAAAUAGCCACCCAGAAAAGGACUUACAUUGCUAUUGGCUUUGUUUGGUUAUUUGGCUCUGCAAAUAUUUUGAUUGACAUCAUGUUUGCAGCAGUGGUGGAUCCUAACUUCUUCUACAUGCAGAUGUAUUGCUCUCGUGAUCAGAUCUUCAUAAAACCAUGGCAACUCGAUGUAUUCAAUGGAUGCAAUGUGUUUCUCUUUGUAUCAGUGACACUGACCAUUGUCUUCACCUACAUCAGCAUUAUGAUCACAGCUAGGUCCAUGUCCUCCAAUAAAGACUCUGCUAAGAAAGCCCACAGGACUGUACUGCUGCACCUCAUUCAGCUGGGCCUGUGUCUCAGCUCUUUUGUAUAUGGCUCUAUAGAGAGAGCACUGUAUUUGAUGAUGGGUGGUACUGUUCUUUAUACACACCUACGAUAUCUGUGCUUUGUCAUCAUCGUGAUACUGUCCCGCUGCUUGAGCCCUCUCAUCUAUGGGCUUAGAGAUGAUGCUGUAAGACCUUUAUUCAAAUAUUAUUUCUGCUUCGGCUCUACCAAAACAGCAUGCUAG
Colossoma macropomum (tambaqui) is the source of this 951-nucleotide messenger RNA. RefSeq names its product odorant receptor 131-2-like. Gene Ontology annotation, biological process: G protein-coupled receptor signaling pathway. The transcript has a single exon. The record is from RefSeq and is a predicted model, not a curated record. The coding region runs from base 1 to 951 and encodes 316 amino acids. Gene Ontology annotation, molecular function: G protein-coupled receptor activity. Gene Ontology annotation, cellular component: membrane. NCBI's taxonomy places the organism in Eukaryota, Metazoa, Chordata, Actinopteri, Characiformes, Serrasalmidae.